This is a messenger RNA of Callorhinchus milii (elephant shark), 1510 nucleotides long. RefSeq names its product homeobox B7a (gene hoxb7a). Gene Ontology annotation, molecular function: DNA-binding transcription factor activity, RNA polymerase II-specific; RNA polymerase II cis-regulatory region sequence-specific DNA binding. Lineage: Eukaryota; Metazoa; Chordata; Chondrichthyes; Chimaeriformes; Callorhinchidae. Gene Ontology annotation, biological process: regulation of transcription by RNA polymerase II; anterior/posterior pattern specification. The record is from RefSeq and is a predicted model, not a curated record. Bases 275 to 910 code for a protein of 211 amino acids. Gene Ontology annotation, cellular component: nucleus. The transcript has 2 exons.
CGGGCUCCCUUUCGGUUCCAAUGCGAGUUAUCAGCAUCAUUGAAAGCGUGGAAGGAUUUUUUGGGGGAAUUAUAGAAUUUUUUAAUCAUUCCAAAAAGAAGCAGUGGGAAGCCGCGCUCCCAUUGGGCCGCCGCGUCACGUGCUGAAAUCACGUGUAACGGGAGGAAAAAGGGGGUUCUUUCGGUGUAAAUCUGGACUCUAAUUCCGUAAUAUAUCACCGUACCUCGUAAAACCGACACUGAGACGUCCUGGCCCACAAAUCACCGGCCAAAUUAUGAGUUCAUUGUAUUAUGCGAAUGCUUUAUUUUCCAAAUAUACAGCUGGAACUUCUGUUUUUCCGUCCGGGGUGUUUUCCGAACCAACUUCUUGUGCUUUUGCUUCGAACUCCCAGCGACCGAGCUAUGGUUCGGGGUCUGCAUCCUUCGCAGCAACCAUGCCGGGUCUGUACAGCUCGGCUAACAGCAUCCACCACCAGACCCCGACUAUGUACACGUCGCCCUAUGGGCUCAACGCGAACUCCUUUAACAUGCACUGUUCCUCUUUCGAUCAAAAUAUCUCGUCGCUGAUGUGCGGCGCUGGGGAUUCUUACAAGCAGAGUUGCAGCAAGUCAGAGCUGAGAGACACAGACUCCCAGUCCGAGAACUUCCGGAUCUAUCCCUGGAUGAAAAGCUCAGCCUCAGACAGGAAGCGGGGUCGCCAGACUUACACUCGGUAUCAGACCUUGGAACUGGAGAAAGAGUUUCAUUUCAACCGCUACCUCACCAGGCGGAGACGCAUAGAAAUCGCACACGCACUGUGCCUGACCGAAAGGCAAAUUAAAAUCUGGUUUCAGAACAGGAGGAUGAAAUGGAAGAAGGAAAGCAAAGCCAUGGUUCAACCUGAUGCAAGUGAAGAAAAACAGGAAGAGUGAAGAAAAGUGAUCCAUGAAACAUAUUGAGGAAAAAAAGAGGCUGAAACUUAAAUGACUUGUACUAAAUGGAGUGAUUUACUCUUCAUUUCUUAACACUGAAACAGAAUACUACCUAAAAUGUAACUGUGUUUUUAUGUUUAGUUUGUUUUGUACAAAUUAGGUGGAAUAACCCACUGAAAUUGUACAACUACAGUUCUAUAUUGUCUGUGUAUUUGUCGUCCCACAGUGGUGACUUGGUUGUUACUGUAUACAUUACUUUAGGCCCGUUUGUUUAAAUGAAAUAUAUCCAGUGACUAUAUAUUUGUUACUGUAUCGAUGUAAUUUCUUGUCAGUGAGUAUAGAAGAAAAGGGAGCUUAAUGUAACCAUUGAGUCGUGUACAGAUCAAUAAUAAGUGUAUGUUGUAAACUCUUGUUAUAGUUAUAUAUAGAACAGAUAAUGCUGGUUUGGUGGAAGCGUUUGUUGAAUGUAACUUCUGUGUACAUUUUCAUAUUUAAAUAUGGGCCAAUUUGAUGCGUGUUCAAUUGUUUUUUUUUGCUCCUUAAUCACGAAGGAUGUAAACUUUUUUUGUGGAAUAAAUAAAAUUAGAUUGUUUUUCGUUA